Molecule: messenger RNA, 729 nt
Organism: Spinacia oleracea (spinach)
Lineage: Eukaryota; Viridiplantae; Streptophyta; Magnoliopsida; Caryophyllales; Amaranthaceae
Exons: 3
Coding region: 1-729 (242 amino acids)
Source: RefSeq, a predicted model, not a curated record
AUGUAUUGGGCACAAAUAUACAUUUUACCUAAGAAUGUUUUACAGGAAAUCACUAAGGUCUGUAGGGCCUUUCUGUGGAGUGAUCUUGCCUACAGUUCUAAGCCUAGCAAUGUAGCUUGGCAUAAUACUUGCAGCAGUAAACAAACAGGUGGGCUAGGCUUUAGAGAUGUUAUGCUUUGGAACACUGCCAGCAUGGGUAAAUAUGUAUGGGCUUUAACUACCAAGCAAGACAAUGUUUGGGUGAAAUGGGUGACUUCUGUAUAUUUAAAGAAUGGGGAAUGGUGGGGAUACCAGCCAGUGAAGCAGGCAAGACUCCAAACUACAGCUAAGCUUGCAAAAAUAGGGAUCAGUACUUCUGCUAGUUGUCUGAUCUGUGGUCAAGGUGAUGAGAUUCAUGAUCACUUAUUCUUCAGGUGUACCUACAGUAACAUGUGUUUGGUGGAAAUGAAGAAAUGGAUGGGUCUGCAAUGUGGUAACAAGUUGCAGUACAUAUUUAGAGAUAUUAGUCAUAGUAGAAGGUCAAAGUUCAGAAAACAGGUAGUCUUUGCAGCUGUGGUUGCCCUUGUGUACCUGAUCUGGAGGUGUAGGAAUACAAGCUAUUGGGAGCGGACUGUUCCUACUGUUAGCAGCACAAUCAGUAGCAUGAAACAAGUUGUAAAAAGUAUAAUACAAGCAGUGUUGCCUAAGAAUGUUAGCAGGUCUGAUAGCCAAUGGUUUUUGGCUUUAUAG